This is a messenger RNA of Phanerochaete carnosa HHB-10118-sp, 1428 nucleotides long. RefSeq lists its product as uncharacterized. Lineage: Eukaryota; Fungi; Basidiomycota; Agaricomycetes; Polyporales; Phanerochaetaceae. Gene Ontology annotation, molecular function: O-methyltransferase activity. The transcript has 11 exons. The record is from RefSeq and is a predicted model, not a curated record. The coding region runs from base 1 to 1428 and encodes 475 amino acids.
AUGGCAUCCAACACGGGCAUAGGCGGACUCCGUGCUCUGAUGGACAUCCUUCAUUCCACCGUCGACAAGCUCGACGAGACGAUGGCUAGCCGUGGCCAGACUUUCCCGUCUCUAGACGACUCGUACAGCGUCGAAAGUGAGGCCCCGCGCAACUCGCCUGACGUCUUGGCCCUGUGUAAUAUUCUCGUCUCCGCCGCUAGCCAACUUAUUGCAGCGGCCUGCCCGACAACCACAUCAACUUUCCUUACCUCACUACAGUAUCAAACGUCUGCUUGCUUACGCGCUGUAGUCCGUGCACAUGCCGCAGAAGUCAUCAGAGAAGCUGGCCCAAAGGGGCUGCAUAUCUCACAGAUUGCGAAGCCAACUAACAUGGAUCCUAACAAGCUUGCCCGGAUUCUGCGAUUAUUGGCAACCAACCACAUUUUCAAGGAGGUCGCUCCAGAUGUCUUCGCGCACAACAGGACCUCGUCUAUCUUAGACACCGGAAAGCCAGUUUCAGAGAUCCUGGAAGACCCAGUAGCGAAACACGACGGUACUUCGGGAAUGCCGGCUCUGGUAGAGCAAUUGUCGGACUACUCGAUUAAGGCUGCAGCCUACAUGCCUGAGACACUUCUCGACCCGUCGUCAGCAGCCACAGGCAAGACUGCGUUCAAUCGCGCCUACAAGACUGAGCUGACGGUGUUCGAGUGGCUCAAGCAGCCGGAAAAUGCGCACAUCCACCGCCGUUUCAACAUGGCCAUGGCAGGCCUCGCUAAGUUGGGCGUGCCUUGGGAGGUUUUUGAAGGAUUCGACUGGCAGACGCUGCCAGAGAAGUCAUUGGUCGUCGACGUCGGUGGUGGUGUUGGCUCGCAGACUCUGACGCUUGCUAAGAAGUGUCCACACCUGAAUUUUGUCAUCCAAGACACUGAAGCCACACAGCCCAAUGCUGAAAAGUACUGGGCUGAGCGCUUCCCUGAGGCUAUCUCUUCGGGUCGCGUGCAAUACCACGUUCACAAUUUCUACGAACCACAACCCAUCCGCUCUCCAGCAGUGUACUACCUGAAGAAUGUCCUUCACGACUGGUCUGACAGCCGCUGUACCACCAUCCUCCGUCACCUCCGUGACUCGGCAGGUCCCGAUACCAAGCUUGUCAUCCAUGAGAACGUCAUGGAGUACGCCUGCGAGGGCUCGUCGCUGACGGUACCAGGCGUCAGCGUCUCGUCCGCGACUAAAGCUUACCCGCCUCCACUCUUGCCCAACGCUGGCCAGGCAUCUAUGUUCACGUAUUACAUUGAUAUCGUGAUGAUGAACACUCACGGCGGGGUCGAACGUACCCUGCCGCACUUCUGCGAGCUGCUGGCGAACUGCGGCUGGAAGGCGAUUAGUCUGUACAAGGGCCCGCCGGGCGAACGGGGGAAGAUCAUUGCAGUCCCACAACAGCAUGAUUAG